Messenger RNA from Nicotiana attenuata, 1572 nucleotides. RefSeq names its product protein indeterminate-domain 2-like. The transcript has 4 exons. NCBI's taxonomy places the organism in Eukaryota, Viridiplantae, Streptophyta, Magnoliopsida, Solanales, Solanaceae. Bases 1 to 1572 code for a protein of 523 amino acids. Gene Ontology annotation, molecular function: DNA-binding transcription factor activity. Gene Ontology annotation, cellular component: nucleus. The record is from RefSeq and is a predicted model, not a curated record.
AUGUCAAAUAUAUCAGGAGAAGAAGGCAGUUUCUCUUCAGGGAACAGUGGAGAUCAGCAAGUUCAGAAACAUAAUCAAGCAGCCCAUUUGAAGACUUCAAAUAAUAUUUCCUCUAUUACUACUACUAGUAAUGGGUCCAGUUCACAAUCCCAGCAACAGCAGAAUAAGCAGCAGCCUCUUGCUAAGAAGAAGAGAAACCUUCCUGGAACUCCGGAUCCAAAUGCAGAAGUCAUCGCCCUAUCACCAACAACUCUCAUGGCGACGAACAGAUUCGUGUGUGAGAUUUGCAACAAGGGAUUUCAGAGGGACCAAAACUUGCAGUUGCAUAGGAGGGGACAUAAUCUCCCUUGGAAGCUUAGGCAAAGAAGUACAACUGAAGUGAGGAAGCGCGUUUACAUAUGUCCAGAGCCAACUUGCGUGCACCACAAUCCGGCUCGUGCUUUGGGUGAUCUUACUGGAAUUAAAAAACAUUAUAGCCGUAAACAUGGAGAAAAGAAAUGGAAAUGUGAUAAAUGUUCCAAAAAAUAUGCCGUGCAAUCUGACUGGAAGGCUCAUCAGAAGACUUGUGGGACAAGAGAAUACAAAUGUGACUGCGGUACCAUUUUCUCCAGGAGGGACAGCUUUAUCACACAUAGAGCUUUCUGUGAUGCAUUGGCUGAAGAAAACAACAAAGUGAACCAAGGUCUAAUAAUGAACAAUAAUAUGGAACCCAAUUUGCAAAGUGGCCAAAUGCAUGGCCUCAUGUCAUCAAAUGCCUCCUUGGGGUUAUCCGACUGCAACAACUUUGAUCUCAAAACCCCACUAAAAUCACUCCCUCAGGAACUUUUUUCCAUUCCAUUCAAGUCCAUGAACAAUAAUAUGGCUGCAGGUGGCAUGUUCUCGACCACGUCAGGUAACCUUUUUGGUAGCCCAAGAAGUGUAGCGUCAUCAUCUUCAGGACUUCAACUUAGCUCCAACAUCCCAUCAAAUUUCAACUAUCUCCAAGACAGUAGUAAAAAUGGGCCAGGCCAGGGCCAAGCUCCAAUGUCAGCAACUGCGCUUUUGCAAAAAGCGGCCCAAAUGGGGGCAACUGCUGGUAAUAGUAUUAAUUCCCCUAUGAUGCAAAAAAGCUUCGUGACAAGUGCAAUGGCUGGUCCUUAUGUUAGCCCCUCACUCUAUGAGAAUUUCCAAACACAACCAGAUAAUAAUACUAACAAUCAUCAGCCAAAUUUAGCAGCAGUUAUGAAUGACAUGGGAAUGUACAGUGGGAUACUAAUGAGCAAUGAUCAUCAAAACAUUAAUACUGAACAUGAUCAAGAGAAUAACAAUACAAAUGAUAGCUCUAGUGUCAGGAACCAACGUACAGUGUUAGGACACAAUGGAAAUAAUGACUUGUUGACAGUUGAUUUCUUAGGAGUUGGAGGAUCCUCAAGGCCACCAAGUUUGCACGAGCAACAAAGAUUGGAAGCAGCUAUAAAUCAACAAAGUAUGCAGGCCAGUGCUAUAAAUCCUUUCCAUCAACAGAAUAUUUCACAUGGAAAUAAUUCUGCUAUGGAAAUUUCCAGCCCAUAUGGAAUAUUUGAGGACAAUUAA